AUGCCUUUAACAGAAUACAACGAGAAGACCCCUCUCCUCACUUCAGACACCGAUCAAUCUUCUCUCGCUCCCAGUGAAGCUACAGCGUCUGCCAAAGAGGUUGAGGUUGCUCGCGAUGUCGCUUCCCAGACCAAGGACAUUGCGGAAGAAAAGCCUCCUACUGGACCCGUUGUUCGAGUCCAAUGGGAAGAAUGGAUGGCGUAUAGUAUCAGAUAUAGAAUCAGAUACGAUCGACCUGUCGAGUAUGAUGAGAAGGGUAGAAAAUACAAUUGGAGUAUCUGGUGGUUGGGUCUCGGUCUCAAGCAUUAUCAUCCGACUGAUAACAGUUCGAGUCGAAAAGGUAAAUUUAAGAUAGUCAAAGGGGAGAAAGGAAGAUACCCGGAUGAAGAAUAUAUCUGGCCCAAAGGCAGAGGUAAGAAAGUUUGA
Messenger RNA from Kwoniella botswanensis, 426 nucleotides. RefSeq lists its product as uncharacterized. The record is from RefSeq and is a predicted model, not a curated record. The transcript has 4 exons. NCBI's taxonomy places the organism in Eukaryota, Fungi, Basidiomycota, Tremellomycetes, Tremellales, Cryptococcaceae. Bases 1 to 426 code for a protein of 141 amino acids.